Xyrauchen texanus (razorback sucker) is the source of this 4281-nucleotide messenger RNA. Its product is annotated as cytochrome P450 2M1-like. Gene Ontology annotation, cellular component: cytoplasm; intracellular membrane-bounded organelle. Gene Ontology annotation, biological process: xenobiotic metabolic process. The transcript is spliced from 9 exons. The record is from RefSeq and is a predicted model, not a curated record. Lineage: Eukaryota; Metazoa; Chordata; Actinopteri; Cypriniformes; Catostomidae. The coding region runs from base 79 to 1584 and encodes 501 amino acids. Gene Ontology annotation, molecular function: oxidoreductase activity, acting on paired donors, with incorporation or reduction of molecular oxygen, reduced flavin or flavoprotein as one donor, and incorporation of one atom of oxygen; iron ion binding; heme binding.
AGCAGCAGAUUUCAAAGUGAGUGCAUAUACCUUACGUCAUCCUUAUUGUCACCACGGCAGUCUUUGGAAGUUUGCAAGAUGGAUAUAUUGUUGGCAUUAAAUAAAAAUAUACUAUCAGUUGUAAUGGUUGGCUUACUGAUGUUAUUGCUGUGGAAGAGUCAAGGAAAGCGGAGUAGAUUUGGACGUCUGCCUCCAGGACCGACUCCUAGACCACUGCUGGGGAAUUUCCUUCAAUUUUAUGUAAAGGAACCAUACAAGUAUUACCUAGAGCUCAGUACAAAGUAUGGCUCUGUUGUUACCUUCUGGUUGGCAAACACUCCUGUGGUGAUUAUUUCUGGAUAUCAAGCACUAAAGGACACCAUGAUUGGUCUUGGUGAAGAAUUCAGUGGCAGGGACCGCUAUCCCCUGAUUAUGAGGUCCACUCUUGGUUAUGGUGUUUUGUCCACCAGUGGGCACCAAUGGAGGGAGAUGCGCAGGUUCACUCUUUCGACACUGAAGAACUUUGGAAUGGGCCGCAGGAGCAUUGCGGAAAAUGUUAGGGAGGAGGCUCAGAGACUUGUAAAAAUGUUUAAGAAAUGUGAAGGCUCUACUUUCAGCCCUGCAGACAUGCUAUCUAACGCAGUAGCCAAUGUGAUCUGCGGCAUUGUCUUUGGCCAUAGGUUUGAAUUUGAUGAUCCACAGUUUCAGUUUUUACUUAAGACAGUAAAUUCCUACUUCUUAAUCCUGAACAGCCCUCUUGGACAGAUCUACAAUGUGUUUCCUAGGCUAGUCAGUCUCUUGCCAGGUAAACACCAUCAAUUGUUUAAAGACCUUGGAGAGGCCAGAGAAUACUUUAAACGUCAGGCAAAUGCACGAAUGAAUAAUGUGGAUCCCUCAUGCCCACGGGACUUUAUUGAGACCUUUUUGUUAAAGAUGGAGGAGGAGAAAAACAAGCCUGACACAGAAUAUUAUUUAGACAACUUGAUAUCACUGAUAUGGAACCUGUUCAGUGCUGGCACAGAAACCACAUCAUCCACCCUCAGACAUGCUCUGCUUCUGAUGAUGAAGCACCCAAGUGUCCAAGAGCGCGUUCAACAGGAACUUGAUGAGGUUGUAGGACAGGAACACUGGGUAUCCAUAGAAGACAGACAGAACCUGCCGUACACAGAUGCUGUAAUCCAUGAGGUCCAACGCAGCUUGGACCUCGCUCCCAUCGCUGUACCACACAAGAUGAUGUGUGACACCGAAUUCAAUGGCUAUACCAUUCCUAAGGGAACAAUGGUUUAUCCACUGCUAUCCUCAGUGCUUACUGACCCAAAACUGUGGAAGAACCCACAUUGCUUCGACCCAGAAAACUUCCUGGAUGCAGAUGGCCGAUUCAAGAAGAAUGAUGCAUUUGUUGUAUUCGGCUUGGGGAAGCGUGCGUGUCUUGGCGAGGCUCUGGCCCGGAUGGAAGUCUUCUUGUUUUUUACUUCCCUCCUCCAACAUUUCACCUUCAAAUCCAUGGUGCCACUAGAGGAGCUGGACACAACCCCAGCUAACUGCAGCUUUGGUCGCAUCCCUCGCAUGUAUGAGUGCUAUGCCAUUCCCAGAAUGAAGGCAUAGAUGGCACUAGAGUCUUCCUGGAGGCUACCCAACCCUGCUCAUUUUGGAUGUCUUCCUAAUUAAACACACCCAUAGAGGCUCCAUGACCUCCUCCAAGAAUGGGUCAGAUAAGGGAGACAUCCAAAAUGUGCACUGUUUGGGGCUCCAGGAAUAGGACUAGUAAACAUUGGAGAAGGCAAUAAUCAUUUUGUAGCACUAAUGGUACAUUUUAUAGCUGAAAUGUGUAAUGUUUUGUGCCACUAACGCUACCAAAUGGAAUUGCAAAAAUUAACGGCUUUCAAAGCAACUUUAAGAAUGUGUGUUGAUCGAACAAACAGGAAUUUUCAAUGCACCAUAUUUAAACAGGUCAGGGGUAGAAAGAGUACUGAAAAAUCAUACUCAAGUUGAAGUACUGUUACUUCCCAAAAAAUUUAGUGUGAGUAGAGCAGGGGUGCCCAAUACGUCGAUCGCAAAGGCAAUGCUGGUAGAUCGCACAAAAUUUAAAUGUAUUUCGUUAAAUUUUAAUACAAAUAAAUAUAAUGUUUUUCCAUAUUUUUGUUUCUGUCUGACUUGCACUUGACGAGUACAUUUUGACCAGGCGAGAUUUUUGUUUAUUCAGUUGCCAUGACAACUAGGUUCGCGCCUUCCAAGGGCUUCUGAGAACAGAGCGCGAAAUUGCGAAGCUAGCAGUUUUUGAGGCUAGCUACCAGCAGCUAAUGCCCGGAUUAUAAAAAACUGUCUGAUUCAAUUCAGUGCAAAUCAUCAGAAUAAGGUAAAUGCCCUGGCUAUUGAUUAUAUUGUGCUGUAGGUGUUUUGGGUUUAGUGUUAAAACUGAAUGAUAUUAACAUUGAACAUUAUUAUAUAUAUUUUUUAAUUAGUUAGAAGAUUAAUUCCAUGUAGGCAUAAAUGCAGUAGUCCCAACAAGCAUUUUUAGUUGGUAGAUCUUAUUGAGUUGGUCAUUUAAAAGUAGAUCAUCAUGCAAAAAAGUAUGGGCACCCCUGAAGUAGAGUAACAGAAGCUGUCCUAAAAACUGCUCAAGUAAGAGUAAAAGAGUAACUCAUUUAUAAUACUCAUGAGUAGUGAGUAUUGAGUACUGAGUUGCAAAACCUAUGCCCCACUAUAAUGUAUACUGUAUGCCAACUUUAAAAAUACAUCACUUAUUUAUGAUAAACACAACAUUAAUCUGAUUCCUAAAAAUAAAGUUUUCUGACAUUAAAAUCAGUUUAUGUUAAUGGUCUAAAUUUCCCUUAAUGCCGACAGAGCAUUAUUGUUGUGCAUAAAACAUGUUAAAACAAUGCAAGCAAUGCAAAAAAAAAAUGCUAAAUAAGCAGGAUCACUUGGCAUGGCAUGUCCUGCACAAUAGAGGAGGAAGAGCAGGCAUGGGAAAAGUUGUUUGUUUCAGGGGCUACAUCACACUUAAAAAGGAAUAAUUCACACAAAAAUGAUUCUCAUCUCUCAUCAUUUACUCACCAUCAUGCCAUCCUGGAUGUGUAUGACUUUCUUCUGCAGAACACAAAUGUAUAUUUUUAGAAGAAUAUCUCUUUUGGUCCAUACAAUGAAAAUGAAUCGGUGCUAAAAUAUUGAAGCUCCACAAAUCACAUAAAUCAGCAUAAAAGUAGUCUAAUCCAUGUGCCUCCAGUGGUUUAAUCCAUGUCUUCAGAAGCGAUAUUAUAAUAUUGAAUUCCAUUUUUUUUUACUAAUUCUCCUCCCUGCUCAGUCAAUCUCCACUUUAACAUUCACUUUCUUCUUGUGUUUUUGGUGAUUCACAUUCUUCAUGCAUAUCACCACCUACUGGGCUGAGAGAAGAAUUUAUAGCAAAAAAGGACUUAAAUAUUGACCUGUUUAUCACCCACACAUGUCAUAUAAAUUCUAAAGUCAUGUAUUUCACCACUAGAGUUGUAUAUAUUACUUUUAUGCUGCUUUUAUGUGCUUUUUUGGAGUGUCAGAAUUUUGGCACCCAUUCACUUACAUUGAAUGGACCUACAGAGCUGAAAUAUUCUUCUAAAAAUCCUUCUGAAGAAAGAAAGUCAUACACAUCUUAGAUGGCAUGAGGGUGCAACAUUCUAGCCCGGCCCCGCCCCCCUCUGCUCCACAAGGUAAAUUAAAAAUUUCUGCUUACUAGAUUUUGCGUCUAUAACGUAGCCUGUAAUUGAACUAUAUAUCACUGAGAAUAUUGGGCUGCUGUGAGAGAUUAAUGCAAUGUUAUCAAUAGGGCUGGGGAAUAAAAUGAUCUAGAUGUUUAUCAGAAAAAGAAAUAUGUCAUCAAUCAAACUUUUGAGUAGUUUUAUUUUCUAGAACAGGGGUGUUCAUUACAUCAAUCGCGAUAGCAUAAUGGUAAAUUCUUAAGGCCAGUGCCAAUUAAUGCAUUUAUUGCUUUUAAUGCAACACAAACCUUUAGGUAAUAUUAUUAUAUUCAACCUUUUACCAGUGUUUGGUCAUUAUAAUUACUGCAAGAAGACACUCACACAAAGCUUAUUCAUAGUUUUCCAAUCUAAUGGUUUGUGUUGUCAGUGAUUUUUACUUGCACACAUACUUAAGUGUACUUUUGAAACAUUUACUCCUGUUUUAAUAGAUUAUUUUCUGUAAGAGAAAACAUUUUUGAAUACAGGUAAAUCUCAAGACUUAAGAAUGACAGUGAUAGAGGUCACUGUCAUCAAAUUUUUCCAAUAAUCAUAACAUAAAUGUACAGUAGCAAAUAAAUGACACUGUUUUACGCUU